Messenger RNA from Chinchilla lanigera (long-tailed chinchilla), 1830 nucleotides. It is a transcript of the gene Il1rn, whose product is annotated as interleukin 1 receptor antagonist. The record is from RefSeq and is a predicted model, not a curated record. Gene Ontology annotation, biological process: negative regulation of interleukin-1-mediated signaling pathway; inflammatory response to antigenic stimulus. NCBI's taxonomy places the organism in Eukaryota, Metazoa, Chordata, Mammalia, Rodentia, Chinchillidae. The transcript has 4 exons. Bases 72 to 602 code for a protein of 176 amino acids. Gene Ontology annotation, molecular function: interleukin-1 receptor binding; interleukin-1 receptor antagonist activity; cytokine activity.
GACUACUUUCUUUAUAAGCAGCAGCUCUGGGCCCGAAAUGGCAGUCUCCACUGCCUUGCUACGGCCACAAGAUGGAAAUCUGCAAAGGCCCCUACAGUCUCCUAUUCUUUCUCCUCUUCCUGUUCCAUUCAGAGGCAGCCAGCCGCCCCUUUGGGAGAAGACCCUACAAGAUGCAAUCCUUUAGAAUCUGGGAUAUCAACCAGAAGACUUUCUACCUGAGGAAUGACCAACUUGUCGCUGGAUACCUGCAAAUGCCAAAUACUAAAUUAGAAGAAAAGAUAGACAUGGUGCCCAUUGACCCUCACACUGUGUUCUUGGGGAUCCACAAGGGGAAGCUGUGCCUGUCCUGUGUCAAGUCUGGUGAUGACAUCAGGCUCCAGCUGGAGGCAGUUGACAUCACUGACCUGAGCAAGAACAAGGAGCAGAACAAGCGCUUCACCUUCAUCCGCUCGGAGAGCGGCCUCACCAUCAGUUUUCAGUCAGCCGCCUGUCCGGGCUGGUUUCUCUGUACAGUGGUGGAAGCCGACCAGCCUGUCCGCCUCACCAACAACCUGGAGGACUCUGGCAUGAUCACCAAGUUCUACCUCCAGGAGGACAAGUAGUACUGCCCUGUCCGGCCCUUCCCUACUUCCCAGCCAUCAGUGACUCCAAGAACUGCCUCUCCACCUCUGCUCAGGAGGCUCCUGGCUGUCACAGAUUCAAGGAGCAACUUUUGCGGGUGGACUUUGGAAGGAAGCCCAAGAGCCCUGCUGGCAGGCCUCUGCCUGCAGCCUCUGACUGACAGCCUCCCUGCUGCCUCUAGAAUGGUCCUUCAAAGUGCAAACAGCCCCAGCGCAAAGCCCUUCACCUCUGCCUUUCAGGUGAAAUCCAGACUACUGCCCAGUUGGAGUUGCUCCUUCCCCCGCAUGCCACAGUGCACCUGCUGGCUCUAGGCGCCUGCUCUCCUCUUCCCCUUCGCCCUUCUUCCUUGCCCCACUAUCCAUUGCCCAGAUCCAGCAGGGUACUAGUUGACCCCACUGAGUGACUCCCACCAGCUGGUGCUGGUCCAUGGGGAGGUUUGUUAUUGCUUGUUUUGUUGUAGGUGCUGGGGAUUGAACCCAGGGCCUCAUGCAUACUAAGAACACAUGCGCUGUACCAGAGAUGUGCCCCCAGCUCACAGGGACAGUUUUAAGAAUCGGUGGAAAUAGAAACAAGUUUAUGACAAUUUUAAAGCCAGCUUUACUCAGUGUGGAAGGGAAUCCUGCAUUUGGAGGUUAUGUUCUUUCUGAGAGGGGCCGAAGGAUUAGAAAGUUCCUCCCGUGUGAAAUGAUGGCAGAAAUGGGGAAGUCGGUGAUAGUUUUUCUUUCUUUUUUGGUAAUAUCUCAAACUGCCAAAAUUACAAGUGAGUGGACUACAUUGGCCCUCUAGUGUAUUUUUACUUUUUGCAACAUUUUUCCCAGAACUGGGCCUCUCUGCGGGGGCCCCAAACACCAUCUCUACUCCAGAUCUCUUUUGCAGCUGCCUACAGUAAUUUCCCUCCCGUGGGAAGUUCCCCAACUCUGCACUGUGCAAAUGUGGCUCCCCGGUGUCCUUCCCUUGCAGCCAAGGAGGCAAGAACCCAUGAACUGAGACUCCGAAGAAAGAUGGCUGCGUAGCUGUCUGCCCCCCAGCAGACUGGGAGCUCCCGAGAGCAGAAAGCCUGAUUGUGUGUGUUGGCUCCCUCUGGGGCAGAGCGCCUGGCCUGGCCCUUGAUAGGUACUCAGUGAAUGUGUGUUGUACGUUCUUAGGUAAAUAAUUUCUUACUCCCUAUGACUUUAGCUAUGUUUUACAGUAAAAUCUUGAAAAUGCCUA